GAUAGCCUUUAUAUACCACAUAUUUUUGCCCCAUCUAGAUACUUGGUUAGCAAAACGGUUCUUGUUGGAACACAUUUUGACAGAUGUCACUUGAGUGUUUUACAGUCGGUUGUCAAAAAUUACGUAAAUAGCAGCUUAAAGAUGUCACUCCUUAAGGUUAACUACUACGACCAUCCCGAAGGACAAGAUGCAGUCGGAAAGAUUAUUGCUUUGAAUAGAUAUGCAGUCAGCAUAGGACUUGCCUAUUCCACAAUUGAUGUUCUUAUGGUAUCGAAGCCUCAAGGAUAUCUCGCCACACUCGGCAGAUACGCCUACAACACUGGACCCUUAGUUGGCAUGGCUUCUGCAUUUACAUUAGGCUGUUAUGCUGCCAAUAACUUGCGUGGAGUCGACGACAAGUGGAACUACACAAUCGGCGGUCUUAUGGCUGGAGCUGUAUACGGAUCAUGGAAGCGAACAGUUCCUGGAGGAAUAUUUAUGGGAGUUGUUUUCUCUUUAGCUGGAUUCUUAAAAAAACUUUCAAUUGAAGAAGGUUGGGAAUUCUUCCCAGAGCGACAAACUCACGAGUUGGGAUCCCUUCACGGAGUCAACCACGAUUACACUCUUAUGGCUGAGAGGCCAAAGAACUGGACAACUGGCAAGGAUUAAAUUUGCAGCAUUGCUUUGUUAUGUAUCUACAGUUAAUUAAUAUAAAUUAAAAAAUACCAAAUUACAACCGAACUAAAUGUUGCUCAAUGGUUAUAGUAAUUGAA
Episyrphus balteatus (marmalade hoverfly) is the source of this 752-nucleotide messenger RNA. RefSeq lists its product as uncharacterized. Bases 142 to 648 code for a protein of 168 amino acids. The record is from RefSeq and is a predicted model, not a curated record. Gene Ontology annotation, biological process: mitochondrial respiratory chain complex I assembly. NCBI's taxonomy places the organism in Eukaryota, Metazoa, Arthropoda, Insecta, Diptera, Syrphidae. The transcript has 4 exons.